Messenger RNA from Paramecium tetraurelia, 1383 nucleotides. RefSeq lists its product as uncharacterized. Lineage: Eukaryota; Ciliophora; Oligohymenophorea; Peniculida; Parameciidae. The record is from RefSeq and is a predicted model, not a curated record. The transcript has 4 exons.
AUGGGACUAUAAAUUAAUCAUUAUCUACUGCUGCGUAUCCUCAUUUACAAUAAUGGUGCAUAGAUUGCUCAAAAGUCGAAAUCUUUCCCAAUACUGUUGUUUUAACAUUUUCGAAAGUUUAGUCUUAAUAUCCUAUUUGCUUUCCAUAGUCUAUUAUUUAGAGGUAGAGAGAGUGAAUAUAAAUUUCAUCUCUUAUGCUCAACUCGUCUUACAGUUCUUGAUUCUAUCAGUCACAGUUCUAGUCAAUAGAAAUACAUCAGAUAGCGAUGCUGUAGAUCAAUAAUUUUAGAUUUAAGAGAUUGUAAGUUGAUCUUAAACUCUUAGUUAAUCGCAGCAUUUAAAAGUAUUGGUGCUCUGUAACUUGUGUUUGUCAGUCUCAGAAUAACAGGACAAAUUACUUGGGGAUGGAUUUAAACAUUAAUUAUAAUAUGGUUUCUCCUUGGAUUGUCAUUUGUGAUAGCAAUAUGUUUAUUUAUUGACUUACUCUAAAAAUGCAGAAAUAAAUUAGAAGGGAUUGAAGAAGAUAAAAAAUUAAUUAUCAUUAAGGGAGGGAUUUGGUUAAAUUUGAUUGCAUUUGGGAUCACUAUAUUACCAUUUGCAACUCUUUUCGGAUGUGCUUUGAAACUAGACUUUCAUGUCGUCUAAUUAAAUCAGUAUGCCUUUGGAUUAACAAUCCUGUAUUACCUACUCUAAUUAGCUUAUUUUUAUAAGUUUAAAUCGAAACUAAUCGAUUACUUUUUAUAUUAUGAUAUGGCAUAGAGUAAUUUGUAUGUUGAGCAAUAGAUAUAACAAAUCAAUCAAAAUCAGCAGUAGGUUGAAAAUAGGAUAUAACUGAAAAUGAAGAGAAUGCACAAGAUUAGCAUAUCAAAGGUGCCUCAAUUCAUGGUUAGAUUAUCGUAAACUUACUAUAGAUGCGCUCAAAAUAAUGAUAAACAACACAAACCAUCUGUUAUUCAACAAAAAAACUUAAAUUAAAUAGACAAUAAAUAUUAAAUGAAUGACAAUGAUCAAUCUAAAAGAUUCGAUUUGCUCUUGUCUAGUCCAAGACAAAGACUGGAAAUCAGUUCAAGUUUAGGAUAAGAUUUGACAAGUAGGAAUUCUGAUAAAAAAUAAUUCGAAGAUUAGUCUUAACUUAAAUAAGAGCAAUAGAAUCAGAAUUCUUAAAAAUUAUGUUUAGUUUGUUAUGAAAAAGAGAAUAAUAUGAUCAAUAUGCCAUGUGGUCAUGGAGGAUUUUGCAAAGAGUGUUGUGAGUAAUUGUUAAGCAAAAGUGAACUUUGUUACUUAUGUAGAAAACCCGUUACUCAUAGUUUAUAGAUAUAAGAAGUUCAAAAUAGAGAGAGUUUAGUGGAGGUAAUUGAAGUCUUGGAACAAUAAAAUUAUUGA